AUGACCGUCACGGCGCAGUCUGGUCACAUGUUGACCCACGAGGGCCGCACCUUCUAUUUUUGCAGUGCCAAGUGCCAAGGCAAGUUCGCUGCGAACCCGCUUCAAUACCUCGCGCCCAAGCCACCCGCGGAGGCCUCUUCAGCGGUGGCAGGCGCGAUCUACACCUGUCCGAUGCACCCUGAGAUUCGCCAGGACCAUCCGGGCAACUGUCCCAAGUGCGGCAUGACGCUCGAGCCCUUGCUGCCUGACCUUGAGGACGAUGACAACCCCGAGUUGCGCGAUUUCCAGCGCCGCUUCUGGUGGACGCUGCCGCUGACCGUGGUGGUCACGGUCUUGGCCAUGUUUGGUCAUCGGCUGCAGUGGUUUGAAUCCACGACCCAGACCUGGAUCGAACUGGUGCUGUCGGUCCCGAUUGUUCUGUGGGCGGGUUGGCCCUUCUUUUCGCGCGGCUGGCGGUCCGUUGUGAACCGCAGUCCCAACAUGUGGACCUUGAUUGGCCUGGGCACGGGUGCAGCUUUUCUCUACAGCGUGGUUGCCACGAUCACGCCGCAGGUGUUCCCGGACUCGUUCAUCUCCAUGGGCCGCGUCGCCGUUUACUUUGAAGCCGCCGCCGUGAUCAUCUCGCUGACGCUGCUGGGGCAGGUGCUCGAACUCAAGGCCCGUUCUCAGACCUCGGCGGCCAUCAAGUCGCUGCUUCGUCUGGCGCCAAAAACCGCCCGGCGCAUUCGCGAAGAUGGCACGGAAGAGGAUGUGCCGCUGACCCAUGUGCAUGUGGGCGACUUGCUGCGCGUGCGCCCUGGCGAAAAAGUACCGGUGGACGGCGAGGUGACGGAGGGGGGCAGUUCAAUCGAUGAAUCCAUGCUCACUGGCGAACCGAUGCCGGUCACCAAGCGCGUGGGUGACAAGGUGAUCGGCGCCACGCUGAACACGAGUGGUGCGCUGGUGAUGCGGUCGGAGCGCGUCGGCGCGUCCACCAUGCUGUCGCAGAUCGUGCAGAUGGUGGCCCAGGCCCAGCGUUCCAAAGCGCCGAUGCAGCGCAUGGCCGAUGUGGUGGCGGGUUACUUCGUCCUCGCUGUGGUGGGCAUUGCCUUGUUGACCUUCUUCGGCUGGGGUCUGUUCGGUCCCGAGCCAAGUUGGGUGUUCGGCCUGAUCAAUGCGGUGGCCGUGCUGAUCAUUGCCUGUCCCUGCGCGUUGGGCCUGGCCACACCCAUGUCCAUCAUGGUCGCCACCGGUCGCGGCGCCACACACGGCGUGUUGUUCCGGGACGCAGCGGCCAUCGAGAACAUGCGCAAGAUCGAUACCCUCAUCAUCGACAAGACCGGGACGCUCACAGAAGGCCGUCCAACGUUUGAGCGCGCCGUUCCCGCGCCCGGCUUUGAAGCCGAUGAGGUGCUGCGCCUGGCGGCCAGCCUGGACCAAGGCAGCGAACACCCUCUGGCCGAAACCAUCGUGCGCGCCGCCCGCGAGCGCGGCAUGUCGUUGGAAAAAUCCGAGAACUUCGAAUCCGGCUCGGGCAUCGGCGUUCGUGGGCAGGUGGCCGGACGUCAGCUGGCCCUGGGCAACACCACGCUGAUGGAGCAGAUCGGUGUAUCGGUUGGCGCUCUGGUGCCGCAGGCCGAGGCCUUGCGCGCAGAAGGUGCCAGCGUGAUGCACCUGGCUGUUGAUGGACAGCUGAUGGGCCUGUUGGCGGUGUCCGAUCCGGUCAAAGCCAGCACGCCGGAGGCCUUGGCCACCCUCAAGGCAUCCGGUCUGCGCAUCGUGAUGGCAACUGGCGACGGACUGACCACGGCCAAGGCUGUUGCAGCCCGCCUGGGCAUCGACGAAGUGCACGGCGAGGUCAAGCCGGCCGACAAGCUGCUGCUGGUGGAAAGGUUGCAAAAGGAAGGCCGCAUGGUGGCCAUGGCAGGUGACGGCAUCAAUGAUGCACCGGCCCUGGCCAAGGCCGAUGUGGGAGUGGCCAUGGGUACCGGGACUGACGUGGCGAUGAACAGUGCGCAGAUCACUUUGGUCAAGGGCGAUCUGCGCGGAAUUGCGAUUGCGCGCGCGUUGUCGGAAGCCACGGUAGGCAACAUGAAGCAAAACCUGGUGUUUGCCUUUUUGUACAACGCGCUGGGCAUUCCGAUUGCGGCCGGCGUGCUGUAUCCACUGACAGGCUGGCUGCUGUCGCCGUUGAUUGCCGCGCUAGCCAUGAGCUUGAGCUCGGUGUCGGUGAUUGGCAACGCACUGCGCUUGCGGCGUGGCAAGCAAUGA
Messenger RNA from Elaeis guineensis (African oil palm), 2250 nucleotides. Lineage: Eukaryota; Viridiplantae; Streptophyta; Magnoliopsida; Arecales; Arecaceae. The record is from RefSeq and is a predicted model, not a curated record.